Messenger RNA from Chrysemys picta bellii (western painted turtle), 8805 nucleotides. The record is from RefSeq and is a predicted model, not a curated record. NCBI's taxonomy places the organism in Eukaryota, Metazoa, Chordata, Testudines, Emydidae.
GCGCCGCCAACGCUAGAUGUCACCUGGAGGCAGCGGUGGCGGAGGCUGCUGCUGUGGCUGGUGGGGGAGGGGGCGAGGGGAGGCUAUAAAAGUAACUCUCCGCGGCACGUGCACACUUCAGGGAAACUUCGGAGCCCGGCCGUGGCCGUGAAAGGCGCUGGGGCACCCUGCACCGCGCUGGGCACCUUCUGUCUGAGCCGGGCGGAUCCCCGAGGGCUGCAGGCGAGCCCCUUCCUUGUCCCCCCUCCCGCCCCAACGUGGCCUUGGGAUGUUGGGAUAGUGAGGCUGGGGCGAGGAGGAGCAGCAUGAGAGGCAAUGGGAGCGGGCUGAACGCCUCCCACCCGCCCGCGGAGCUCAGCCUGGACCGGCCCGCCUGGGUGGCUUCCACUUUGGCCGCCAUCCUCAUCUUCACCAUCGUGGUGGACGUCCUGGGCAACCUGCUGGUCAUCCUGUCCGUGUACAGGAAUAAGAAGCUGCGGAACGCUGAUUUCCCUGGAUGACUUUUGCAUACCCAGGGAGAAAAUGGGUAGCCCAAGAAAUGUUUGGAUCAUCGGAGAGAGAGAACAGCUGUAGAAGACCAAAUAAUAACACGCGAAAUAAGGGUCUGAAGAAAAUUGACUGACAUAUUGAUGGCAAUGAACAUUGGUAUUUCAGACUUGAGUUACUUCAGGUAGCAAAAAUGGAAAUAUAUUUGUUGUAAGCCUGGCCAUUGCAGACUUGGUAGUGGCGAUCUACCCAUACCCACUGGUCCUGACAUCUGUAUUUCAUAAUGGAUGGAAUCUGGGCUACCUCCAUUGCCAAAUUAGUGGUUUCCUGAUGGGCCUAAGUGUUAUUGGAUCAAUAUUCAACAUUACAGGCAUUGCUAUUAAUCGAUAUUGCUACAUCUGCCACAGCCUCAAGUAUGACAAGCUGUAUAGUGACAAGAAUGCUCUGUGCUACGUCAUUCUCAUCUGGAUCCUGACAUUUGUUGCUAUUGUUCCCAAUCUGUUUGUUGGAUCGCUACAAUAUGAUCCGCGGAUCUACUCGUGCACAUUUGCACAAUCCGUGAGCUCACCGUAUACAAUAGCAGUGGUGUUUUUCCAUUUCAUGCUUCCCAUAGCCAUAGUUACUUUCUGUUACUUGAGAAUAUGGAUCCUUGUUAUUCAGGUAAGGCGAAGGGUUAAACCUGACAACAAGCCCAGGCUGAAGCCACAUGACUUUAGGAAUUUUGUCACCAUGUUUGUGGUAUUUGUACUGUUUGCAAUCUGCUGGGCUCCUUUGAACUUCAUAGGCCUGGCUGUGGCUGUUGACCCAGACACAAUAAUCCCCAGGAUUCCAGAGUGGUUGUUUGUAUCCAGUUACUACAUGGCAUAUUUCAACAGCUGCCUUAAUGCUAUCAUAUAUGGACUCCUGAACCAGAAUUUCAGAAGAGAAUACAAGAGAAUUAUUGUCACAAUUUGUACAGCAAAAGUUUUCUUUCAGGAUAGUUCUAACGAUGCAGCAGAUAGGAUGAAAACCAAACCCUCACCACUGAUUACGAACAACAAUCAAGUGAAGGUAGACUCUGUGUGAAAAUGGGACCCUCACCAUUGCCGAUCUACAACAUUCAAACACUAGCUCUGUUUUAUUAGCCACACAGUUGAAGUGCUGUAGUGAAAUACUAGUCCUAUACGAAAGGUAUUUGGACAAUGUUCUGUGUACAGUAUUUGUGAGCCAAAGUAACACAGCCUUGACAUAAAGAGCCUCCUGUUGUACGACAUAUCUUUCAAAUAAUGACUCUCAUAUGCUUAAGGUAUUACAGGGUUACAGACAUUUUUUUAAAUUUUUGUUUAACAUAGAUAAUUGAAGAUGGAUUGGAACUGAACUGCCAUAUAACUAACUGUUUGAAAAAGCAUCAUCAACCCCCAGCUGGACUCCCUAAAUUGCAAGGCAGGUUAUGGUACUGAUCCUGACACCCUUAACAACUCCUGUUACAGGAAAAAUGGGAGCUAUUCAUUCCAGUGUGAGGGAACGUGAAAAGAUGAGGGAGAAUACUUGAAAUGCUUCACUAAGAAUCUCAGUCUAUAUACUUAAGUUCCUAUAGUAGUCAUAACUUUGUGGCAAGUAAGCCUCACCACUCCUUUCAGGUUAUUACACCGCCCUUUUUGAGUCCUCCUCUUUAAAACUGUUUUUAGGAGGAGAAAUAUGCAUGUCUGAUUAUCUCAAAAGCUACAUGGGCCUAUAGAACAACUAGGGGCAUGCUGGGGGUGGCAGGGAGCACACAUGGGCUCAUCAAGAGCUCAAAGCACACAGGGUGAUUUUGACGUAUGGGAACUUACAACUUCCCUAAUGUCCAGGAGAAAUACAAAUGGGAGAAGCCUGGAAGUCACCCAAAAGGAGAGAAUGGGGGAGAUAUCCUCUGGAGAUAGCAGAGAGACGUUCCUGUUGCUUCUCCAUGACCAUUCCAUAGUAUGUUUUAGGAAGUGCCAGACACUGGGCCUCUCCUCAGGAAGCCAAAUACACUUAAGAGGGGCAUCUGAGAGGAAUGGGAGUUUGUUUGGAGAAGGACAGGGCCUCUGUGGGUUCUGAACGCUUAGCUGAACUCUCAACCACAUGAAGCCUGGAGGAUUGAGAUAAUCAUAUCAAAUUCAUGUACUGCUUCCCAAAAUGAGCAUGUGGCCCUGUUUUAACCCCUGGAAGCCUCUAGAACCCUGGCUCCUUCUCAAAAUUGUCCAAAAAGGCUUUUUGAAAUGUUGGUAUCUAAACACCUCAUCCAUAGUUACCAGUGAUGAAAAUGGUAUAAAAGCCUAGAGAGAUUAACAGACCAGAAGAGAAAAGAGAAGGCACCGCUACCCUGUGGUACAGGGACAAAGGAACCAGGGGUAGCUGGUCCAAUACUGAGAACCAUCUAUGUGGCCUAGCCAUAGCUGUGUUCCAUGCAUGGGCAAGAGAUGAAGAGGGUGGGGAAGGGAGGAAGUGCAGCUAGGCAGGUCCUGGCCUUCUACAGUGAAUCUCGUUUGGUGAAAAAUUUUUAUUUUAUUUUAUUAAAACACAAAAAUAAGUUUCAGCUUUUUCAGUUAAUGGGCUGAGAUCCUUUCAAACACUAUGCAAGGACUGUUCUCUCCCUAACUCGUACUAUCAUUAAAAGGAAUGAUCCACUGAAUUAGAUCUAUAAAGAUUUCAGCUAUCAUAGCUUUCUAAUCAUUAGCCAUCCUCUCCUGGCAUAUAUUUACUUCCCACAAUCACUGAUGCUUGAGCUUUUCCAAGACAGUUCCAGCCAUCUCUACAGGACUAAGAGGUUUUAAUAGCUUAUCAGAAUGUUGUUGUUGUUAUAUGUUAAAAUAUACACUAUGUUGAAACUGGUUCAUGAAAAUAAUUACAUGAAACUCUAGAAAAAUAUUUGGUUUUCAACAGCUUAGAUGUCUUUGAAAACAUUAAAUACUCACUGUAUUCUAUAAUUCCUUAACUGUGGACAACCUUAAAAGCAUCUCAUAUCUUUUGGGCAUAUAUUAUUGUACAGUUGACUUAAUAUAAAUUAUGAGCUAAACAGAACAUAUUCAUACAUACUUGAAACCACACUGACAUUUUGGCAACUGAAUAAUUUCUUACCUUAAAAACAGGUGCCUCAUGUUGUCCUUCACUCACUUCAGGCUUAUAAUGAACUAACAGUGAUGAAACAUUUUCCAGAUGAACAAGCUGGUCAAUGCAUUAUCAAGGUGCUUGACUCAUCUUUGUUUACAUCGAAAUCUGUAAUGUAAAAACCGCUGUGUAAAUAACCAGUUCUCUUCUAUUGUAGUAUAUAAUAUGAUUAACAGUAUAAAGUAUAUCACAGCUUCCUUCAGUGAUUUCAUCCUUAGAGGAUGCUUAGCUGUGUAAUGACAUUGCUUAUAGUGUGUAGUUGUAUCACAAUGAGGGAGGCAAGACCACCCUACAUUAGUCACAUAAGAAAUUCACUAUUUAAAUUACUACAAAAAGUCUUGCCUUAUUUAAAACAAAUAUUUUCACUUAAAACAAUGUAAUAUUUUAUGAUAAAUCUGAUAAAGUAGCAUAAAGAUAGUUUCAGUAGCCUGACCAUCAGUGAAUUUAGUAUUGUCAAAGGUUUCUUCACUUGCCUGUUUCAAACUGGAAGCUUACAUGUUUAUCAUUUCUACACACAUAUAAGCCUUGAAACAGCCAUUAGUGUGGGUUAUCUGAGGAAUUAAAAUCCCUUUUAAGUCUCAAGUGCUAAAAUAUAUUUUUUGAUUAUAAUAAAAAAAACUCAUUUGCUAGACACAAUAAAUCGUAUAUUAUAUGAAAGGUCUAUAUUUUGGUGAGCAGGUCUGUAAUUAAAAUUGAGAACAUUUUUGAGAUCUGGUAUUUUGAAAUAUUUGUAUUAAUUCUAAAACUACAGAAAUUGUUUAUGUUGGUGAUGAUAUGAGCUGCUAACUAUAGCAAUAAUUUUUAAAAGAUUAAUCUCUUGCUCUUUUUGGGGUAUUGUUGGUUGUAGCUAUUUGUUUGCCCCCAAAUUAAUGUCCAGCUGGCUGGAAGUUUUAGGAAAUUAUUUGCUGACCUCUUCAAAUUUUUCUGCUUAUUUUUUGACCAUUCUAUAGUAUGUUUUUAGGAAUGGUUUGCGAAGUCACUCCCAACCAGCAGCACAUCCAAAUGCAAACUGAUUGCAAAUUAAAACACCAGUACCAAUAUUUAGUUCCCUAGGAUGAUUUAUGUCCUGAUCCUGUGAGGGGCUUGCAAGAUGCUGAAUUGCUGGAAGUUGCUCAGCACCUCACAGAAUUGGGCCAUCUAUAAUCAACAGAUAAUAUCUACAGCACAUUGGAUGCUUCUUUCUCAGUAAAAAUAGAACUAAGCUCUGGCAGUUGUGGGUUUACCCAAACAGUCUUGCAAUUGAACUGUACAAAUGGAUGAGCCCUAAGAUAUAAGUAAAGAUAUUUUUACCUUCAAAGUGAUGAAAUUCACCCCGUGUAGAAAACCAGCAUAGGGCUGCUACACCACUUAAUCCAAUUACUCUGUAUUUUGGAGGCUUAAGUGGUGCAUAGGCCCCCUGAAUAUGGGUGAUUUAAGGCCUUUAAGGCCCCAUUGCUGUAACGUGUUACACAUGGAUAGACCUCUGCUUUUGAGCUGAGCCUCAGUGAAGCCAAUGGACCCCCAGGCAUGAGCAGGGAUAUACCCAUGUGCAACACAUUGUAGGAUCAAUGGUUAAAUGAGUCUCAAUUUGCCCUAUGAAAAUUCUUUUUUAUGUAUGAUCCCGGCUGUGCUAACAAUCAAUCUGUCACUGUGUGUCAUCAUAUCCUGAAUAACACUAUUGCAGUGUUUGGUAUAGUCAUUUUAUUGGUGAUGAUUUUCAUUGAAAGCUUUAUAUAACACAAAAGUAUAGCACUGUUUUCUUAUAACUAGCACAGAAAUUAUUAACACAUUAAUAUAAGUUAGUGUUUAUUAUAUAUAAACAGUGAUUAUUUGCAGCUAUGUACAUUAAUUUUGAAUAAUUUAUUUAUAAUGCUCGUCACAUUAUUUCUUUCUCUCCACUCUGCUACUAGUGGAACAACACGGAAAAACAGCAAAUGUGUUAUUUUAUAUGGACAUCUGAGCAACAACAAAGCUGGUAUUUGGCUUGUCUUUACCUUAUGUUUCAGAAGAUUAUCUUUCAAUAAUCCACAAUAAUCAAUUCUACUGUAAUCAGUCUCUAUAGUAACAAAUAACCCAUCCUGCUACGACUAGUCUAUACUGCACCUUUGAAUUGCUUUUUGAAUUACUUUUGCAAUGUUGUCGUUGAUUAGCUUCAAAAAGAAUUAUGCCACAAAGGAAUUCAUUGGUCCAUUGAAACUGCACAGCAAACAACAUAAAUACAAUAAGCACACACAGUGUCAAUGUAAAAGGCCUAGAACCCUAGCAUUCAAAGUAGCUUGUUUCUAAACCAGUAGUAAUGUAAAACAACAGAUAUUCUCUAAUCCCUUUCCAAUAUGUGCACUUUCUGUUUAUAAUUAAUAAUUCCUAGCACUUUAAAAGAAUUAAGAUUUGCUACUGUCUGCCAUUUGCUGACUGAGGCUUUAGACUGGAUAUGUGCCGCUAAUAUAAACUUGCUUGCCAAUUCAGAACCUGUAGAAAAACACAGUAGUCGUGGCUUCAUACGCCAUGUUCUGUAGCUCAAAUUUUUGCCUAAUUUAAAUGAGAGCCACAUUAUGUGAUUCAGUUUUUUUCCAAUUAGAAGAAGAAAAAAAAACCUACCUCAAUAUCUUGUAUGUUUCUGGGAAGUUCUAAUUACAUAACAAAGAGUGGAACUUGCCCACAGUAUACACCUCUUAGAUUUAUUCUAGAAGAAAGAAAGGAAAGGUGAAAGGAAGAGGUGCAUAGGUUAAAACUAAUCUGGGAUUACUUUAAUAUACAUUGGCCACCCAAAACAGCCAUAUUACUGAAUACUGACCAUAAUAUUUAUGAUACAUUAUGUAUAAUAUGCCUAUAAACAAAUUAUUCCACGACAUUAAACAAUAUUAAAGAGAAAAGACUAGCUCCUCAGCUAAUGUAAAUCAGCAUAGCCCCACUGAUUUAUAGCAGCUGAGGAUCUGGCAGUAUUUACUUUCAUACCUAUCAUCCCAUUACACUAGCUACGUUUCUCUCUUAAUUUUAAAGAGUCCAUCACUGUCAGCUAUCCAAGUCUAUACCAAGGUUGUGGAGGAAUGUGAAAUUGCCUGCCAAAUCUCUGCAAAAUAAACCUCAUCCAAUGGAGUUGUCUAUGUGAUUUAUUUUUUAAAUAAAGUAAAUAUAUUAACUCAAUGGCUUGAUUAAACUUCUGUUAUCUAGCCAUGCUUCAAUGUUGCUAUAUUGGUGAAAUCCUACAAGCUUCUGGCAGAUAUCCAGAAAUUAUCACCUAUAUGUAACUCUAGGAUGUAUGGAAAUAGACAUUCCACAGACACUUCCCCUUAGUGAUGUCCCUAUAUGGGUGCUCAAGGAUUGCAUUUAAUUACAAACAUGUAAAUGGGUCCUGAUCCUGAGAACUCUUUCUCAGACAAAUAUUCUCAUGAAAAUGGAGUAAGCUCAUUGACUUCAGCAAGCACUACUUGUUUAAAUGCUCCAGGAUCAAGCCCUGGAAUAGUAACCUAAAUUACUGCUAAGAAGCCAUAAAUUAGAAAGUGUGACAGAACACUGAAUGCCCGAUGAAACAUUGGAGAAUUUGUUCAAGGAUGGACAAGAAUCACAUCAAAAUGUUGUUAUAGUGCAACUGCUAAUGGUACGCUUGAUUUCCCCCCCACCCCCCAUCAAAUUGUUACAUGGCUACACAACUACACUUCUGUGCAAUCCUUAGUGAUGCAUUGUCUGGGUCACACCCUCACAAUACACAGAGAAAGUAUAACUAGUGGUUAUUUUGAGGAAAGAAUCAAAAUAUUUUAAAUUACAUAGAACUACCCAGCCUAUACAUUGAAAAGAUUUCUUCAAGCCAUGCUAAAAGGUAUGUUCCGCCGGUUUAUAUAUGGCAAAUAUUCCAACUAUACUAUCCUCAGGGGGACAUUUGCAUCCAUGGUCAGGCGAUACAUUGAAAUAUGCAUGUUUAAAUCCAAAAAAACAGUGUACAGCCCUUGGAACAGAAGGAUGAUGUAUAUGCUCAACCUGAGCAUUUGCCCCAACCCAGUAUGUAGCUCAUGCCAUAUUCCAGGAUAAUUCUUUCCCUCUCCCUUCAGAAUUAACCCUUCUCUGAUUUCAUAUUCCAAACUAUGGCCCUUUAUCCCCCAUAUCUGAGCAGGCUGCCAGCCUGACUCUCCCCACCCACCUGUUUGCAGCAGCCAAUCCACUCUUUAACGAGCAGUGCUCUCGGCUGUGUGCCAGAAUACCCCAUCCCAAUGUAACCACCAAUCCUUUAUUUUAAGGGAUGUCAGAUGGUCCUCCACCCAUACCUAAAAAGGCUAAGCAUUUUAUCAGAUACAAAUAUAUAUAGUUUAAGCAAUAAUCAUGCAAAGGGUUCUACACUGUGAUGUCAAUGUAUAUUUUUGUACCAUGAAUAAACCACCAUGAGGUGAUGUUCCUUAAAAAGAAGUGUCCUGUAUUUUUCAUACAGUUUGCUUUUAUUUCCAAGAAAUGCAGAUUGUUACCCUGCUGCGCACCUCCCCCCUUGUUCUGCAGUCACAUGACACCCUCCCUGGCUGCUUCCUGGACUGAGGGAGGAAACAGGGCUAACGAGCAGGAGGAAACAAACUCUCACUGAGAACUUGUCUACAUGGAAAGUUAUUGCCUAGCAUGCACUGAAACAGAAGUAUUGAAAGCGCACUAUGGAAUGUUUAGCAAACAGUAGCAAGGUCCACACAGCCAGUUAAUGUGCAGCAAGCUAGUGCACUGUAGAUUCACAGCCUUGGCUUGCCACGUACAAACUCUCUGUGUAGACAAGCCAUGAGAAAGCAAGCUGGGAGGUGGUGUUUGGUUCCCAAUAGGGAGAAGACUCACAUCAGAUAGACAACACAACUCAGCCUACUUUCCCAGGGGCCUUCCCUCCUCCCUAGCACAGCUACCUUAAUGGCCUCACUAAUACUGGUUCCAACCAAUGGUCCAUCCAGUCAGUAUCUUCUCUCUGACAUUAGUCACUACAGUCUGAAGAAAAUGAACAACCUCUUUAAUGACCAACUUCACAAUAAAGUAGCUAGGGAAGGAAUUUCCAUGCAGGGAGUAAUUUGCUUACUCUCCUGAAAUAUGUAGGUUAUAAAUGGUCGCCCUGCCCAGUUAGUAUAAAAAAAUGUAGUUAUUACAAUUAUUUUUCAUAUAAAUGUCUACCUGCAAACUGACCAAUUUCCUAUGGCUGAGUGUUUGGAACUUCCUCACCAUACACUGAAAUGGGCAGUUUAAUGAACUUGAUGGUCCUAGUUCUGUUUUCAA